Onthophagus taurus is the source of this 1510-nucleotide messenger RNA. It is a transcript of the gene beta4GalNAcTA, whose product is annotated as beta1,4-N-acetylgalactosaminyltransferase A. Gene Ontology annotation, cellular component: Golgi apparatus. The record is from RefSeq and is a predicted model, not a curated record. Gene Ontology annotation, biological process: carbohydrate metabolic process; glycosphingolipid biosynthetic process. Lineage: Eukaryota; Metazoa; Arthropoda; Insecta; Coleoptera; Scarabaeidae. Gene Ontology annotation, molecular function: N-acetyl-beta-glucosaminyl-derivative 4-beta-N-acetylgalactosaminyltransferase activity; galactosyltransferase activity.
UUUAUCUUUCAUCCGAUAGAUGUCGCUAAAAAAAUCAUCUGUUUUGACAGUUCUCGAUUUUCUAUGUUGAUUAACGAAAAUGAUCUUUUUAUGGUGUUUUUUGAGAUAUCACCGAGAUAUGUGAUGGAAAUGAACGAGAAAAUCAUCGGCGACGACCGAUAAAUUAACCCGGACAAAGAAGAAUCUCAAAAAAUUUAAGAAAAUAACCUCGAAAUAAAAAAGCUUUAACGUGGAAAUGUUCGUUGUGACACCCACAAAGUUUUCACAAUGUCCGGAACCUCAUUUUCUUGCUCAUCAUUAACGAAAGCUGUAAUAAUACUCGUCUUAGUUUUAAUCGCAUUCGAAUUCAUUUACGGCACAAUUCAAACGAACGUCUACGAUUAUUCCGGUUUAAUUUUACAACAGCAGCAACACGAAAACUCCCUCGACAACAAUAGCAAUGAGAACAACGUUAACGAUAGUAGUAAAAACGAUUUUUUAAUCGAAACGAACAAUUUAAAUAAUUUUACUGAAUUUUUUGAGACCAGAACGAAAUUUACUAACAAUUCUAAUUUAAAAAAACCGUAUUGCAAUGAAGAAAACUUACAAAAUUCCGGGAAAGUUCCAAUUGUAAUCGAUAAAGUGCCAAAAAUCUCCGAAUUAGAACGCAAUUUUUAUUGGUUAACAACCGGAGGUCAUUACGCUCCAAAAGAUUGCAUACAAAAUAAAUCACUAGCGUUAAUAAUCCCAUUCCGAUGUCGCGCAGAACACCUAUUAAUCUUCCUCAACCAUAUGCAUCCAUUUUUGAAACGCCAAAAACUCGAUUACACCAUUUUCAUUAUCGAACAAGACGAUGACGGACCGUUUAAUCGGGCUAUGUUGAUGAAUAUCGGGUUUAAAGAGGCGUUGAAACGACGAAAUUACGACUAUUUCAUUUUUCACGAUGUCGAUUUGUUGCCGGAAGAUGAUCGAAAUUUGUACACGUGUCCAAUACAACCCAGGCAUAUGUCCGUCGCGGUGAACACAAUGAAUUACAAAUUGCCGUAUUCGAGGAUUUUUGGUGGAGUAUCGGCGAUUACGCGGGAACACUUCGAGAUUUUGAACGGAUUUUCAAAUUCAUUUUGGGGUUGGGGUGGCGAAGAUGAUGAUAUGUCGAAUAGGAUAGCCUACCAUAAACUCACGAUCAGUAGAUAUCCGGUGACGGUGGCGAGGUAUACAAUGUUGACGCAUAAAAAAGAUAGGGCAAAUCCAAAUAGGUAUAAUACAUUAAAAAUGGGAAAAACCAAAUUUAAAACGGACGGUUUGAAUUCGUUAAAAUACCAAGUCUCAAAUGCGAAGCAGAAAUUGUUAUAUACAUGGAUUUUAGCAUCGUUAAAGAAGUAAAAAGAAGAAAUAUAUUUUUGUUUUCCUUUUAUAUAAUUAAUUUUUUUAAUUUUCCGAUCCAAAAAGAAGGUUGUGAUUGUGAUUAAUUUAUUAAAAUAAGUAAUUAAGUAAGUAGUUAAAAUUAAAAUUGACUAUUUUAAAAAAAAAA